GAGUGUGUGUUUGUGUUCCUGUGUAUGUGUGAUCUUACGAAUAAACUUUGGAUGGCGCCAGUUCUUACCUCUGCCUCUUCUCGGGUGCGCUCGGCGCGCCUCUCCUGUUUAGCUGUUGUUGACCGUUCCAGACAUUUUUUUAAAUCGCUUCUCGGAAGAGUUUAGGUUGAAUUCCGUCCGAAGUCUAGUGACACACAGUUCACAGUUACGAUGCCGCUUAAACGUUGGAAAUGGUACUACUUCUAGAACACUUGAAAGGUUGUUUCGAUUAGCAAGUUUCUUCGAAGUUUGUGUGAAGUGGAUUACUACACGAUCUGGAGAUCUAUAAGUGUUAUAAUUACUAAGAUCCGAACCAUGUCAUCAGUCGCCCCAGUAACCAAUGCCCGGGUUAUUUCCACGCCGUGCCCAAGUGGGGGCGUGACCAAGGCGUGGGCGAGGAAGAUUCCGUCCAAGCAGCUGCUCCUUCGGGCGCUGGAGGUCAUCGGGUGGAUCCUGGGUCACUCGCCGGGGUCAUUCCGUUUUCGGAACGAGAAGACGGUCUUCACCUACAGGACGUUCCACACUGCGUAUUGCGUUUUGCUCACCUGCAUCGUAACUGCUGUUCAGGUAUACUACAUAGCGUCGCCAAAUACCGCUCCCGUGAAACUGGACACAGCGACAAACGUAGCCGCAGUUACUCCACACUACAUGGACAUGUUCUUUUAUUACUUGCUGGCGGCCUUCAAUCUGUACCACGCCCCUAAUAUAAAGACUGUUUUCGACGACAUCUACAGAAUGGGAAGGACGACCAAACCCCCUUCGCUCCUGAAACAGUUUCUGACCCUUUCCGUGUGGGUCGUUUACUCAGGCAUAACGAUCGCUCGCACCAUCGUGCUGUCGGUGCAACUCUUUGCAGUUGAGAAGUCCACCUUCAAUUUCGGCGACUUCAUCGUCCCUUUCACUAGCACCUACAUAAAAAUCUACAUAACGUGGGCGCUGGACGUGUACAUUUUGAUUUGCCUGAGCCUCUACGAGCGCAUGAUUCAGCUACGAGCCCUCAUGACCGACGUCCUGACACCCCAGAGAGAAGGCUACUGGAGUCAGUUAGACCUACACGUGAUCGAGGGCGUCAUGGACCAGCACAAGAACUUCAGUCUGCAAGUGACUCGAUUUUUCGAGACUAUGUCGUCAGCCCUUUUCGUUUUAGUCGCCUCUUACUUCAUUAACACGGCGUUCGGUCUGCAGACAUUCCUCACGAACAUCACGCUGAUUGAAGGCUUCUUCAAACCCAUGGCACUGGUGGAGAUCUGCUUCCUUCUAUUUCACUUCCUACUCAUUUCGUCUGCUUGCUACGUCACGAGUUCCAUAUCUGAUGAGUGGUGUGGCGUAGGACAGGAGGUAACUGGAGUUCCCCUGUGUCGAGUAUCGGAUCGUAUCAGAGUACAGCUCCUGACCUUCAUCCAACGGCUUCCCCACCAGGCACCCGUGGUGACUGGAGCUGGGUUCUUUGUCAUCUCGAAAUCAAUGCUUCUCACGAUGAUGAACUUCAUAGCCACUUACAUUAUCUUCAUGGUUCAGUUUUCGCACGUCUGAACUAAGAGUAUUAUGUACUAUACUUCCACUCCAUGUCUGAGAGUCAUCCAAGAAACCUUGGUUCCAGACGCUGACCAAGAUAUCUGCAAUGGUGACUUGAUCACAGCAGCGGACUCGAGUCCGUCGACAUGUCUUAAAUAUGAGUGUUUGAUGUUUGUGAGAAAAUGUGACUUGUGUCAACGAAACAUUUUUUAAAAAAUAAAUAGAGUAAGACUUAUAA
This is a messenger RNA of Macrobrachium nipponense, 1792 nucleotides long. RefSeq lists its product as uncharacterized. The record is from RefSeq and is a predicted model, not a curated record. Gene Ontology annotation, cellular component: neuronal cell body; membrane; dendrite. NCBI's taxonomy places the organism in Eukaryota, Metazoa, Arthropoda, Malacostraca, Decapoda, Palaemonidae. Gene Ontology annotation, biological process: sensory perception of taste; male courtship behavior; chemosensory behavior. Bases 355 to 1572 code for a protein of 405 amino acids. The transcript has 5 exons.